AUGCCAGUCUCAUCACAAAGAAGAGUCUCUCUAGAGCAACAUCGCGCAGAGCUCGGCAAAAAACUGCCCGAUCGUCUUCCACGGUCCCUGUACAAAACGCGAAGCGAUGGUGCCCGCUAUCUGCCCCACGCACCGAAGUUCAUCACCACUCUCCCAGCUGAGAUCACUGUGAAUCCGAACGAAAAAUUAGUGCUGUCCGUCGACGUCUCGGCCAUUCCAACAGCGGAAUUCCGAUGGGACGUGAAACCGUCGAAGAACAUCACGCUCCUCAACGAACAAAACCGAUCGACGCUGGUGGUGCAACCGCCUGUCAAGCAGGGCAAAUACAACGUGGUCGCUUUCAACAGCGAAGGCCGGGAGAGUCAGCUGACAAGGGUGUUCCACGAGACACAUUUGGUGCAAGAAGCCCAGGCGGUCGACACCAAGACCCGUCCCGACAUCCUGUUGGAGUCGUCGGUGACGGUCACCAGCACGAACGAAGCCGAUUGGGAAAUGGUCGACAGCGUCGCUUCGACUGCUUCGACAACAUCUUUCAAGACGGUCACACGACGGGAACCACCUAAAAAGGAAGAAGUACCGAAAACGAAAACUGUAGUUAAGGAAGAAAAAACUGUCGUUAUCAAGGAGGUAGCCCCUCAGAAGACAGUGCUUCAAGAACUGACCACCACAGAAGAGACGACCACAAAGACGACGUCUUUUGUCAAGGCGACGUCAGUCCCACGAACUCAAGAGAGCCUUCCGAAAAGACCGAUCCUGCUGUCAGAACCCUGGCAAGGUCUUCACUUGAAAGCCGGGGAAAACCUCGUUCUUGAAGUGAAGGUCGAAAGCACUCCUCCAGCCACUUUCCGCUGGUACGUGAACAAUUUUGAGGCCAAAACGGGACAGUUCGUCUCCAUCACGCAGCCAUCAGAGAAACGUCAGCGUCGCGACCUUCUAACUUCGUAUACGCAGCCAUCAUGA
This is a messenger RNA of Ostertagia ostertagi, 960 nucleotides long. Lineage: Eukaryota; Metazoa; Nematoda; Chromadorea; Rhabditida; Trichostrongylidae. The record is from the annotation of a GenBank genome assembly.